Messenger RNA from Haliotis rufescens (red abalone), 2067 nucleotides. RefSeq names its product radial spoke head protein 3 homolog B-like. The transcript has 7 exons. Gene Ontology annotation, cellular component: cilium. NCBI's taxonomy places the organism in Eukaryota, Metazoa, Mollusca, Gastropoda, Lepetellida, Haliotidae. The record is from RefSeq and is a predicted model, not a curated record. Bases 113 to 1333 code for a protein of 406 amino acids.
UCGGCAACAACGACAUCAAUAUUUUGCGUGGGCUCAAGAUAUAGUCCUAUAGCAGACUUCGUGUUGUGUGUAUCCCUUUCAACAAGAGCCUGAGAAGAAGUUAUCCACCAAAAUGACUACAGUUCUCCCACAGAAAGCUGAAGGGACUUACACCUUCGCCAGUCAGCCGAGAGCAGUACAACAGAGGAAGAAAUAUAGAGACCCUUUGCUCGGUCAACAGAAUGAGCAAUCUGCACAAUAUGGCAACAUUAUGUAUGACAGAAGGAUUGUCCGUGGAAACACAUAUGCCCAACACACACUGCCUGCUAGCGCACAGCCUGACCCAAUUGAGAUUCAAAGACAGCAAGAAAACAAGCGGCGGUUGAUAGCCAGGAAAAGAGCGAAAGAUCAACUGCGUCCACGAUCUCCAGAGCCAGUGGAGGGUCGGAAACACAUGGAUGUCCAGACAGAGUUGUACCUGGAAGAGUUGAGUGAUCGUGUGGAGGAGGCAGACGUGGAGUGCCAGACUGAUGCCUUCCUAGACAGGCCUCCAUCUCCUCUCUUCAUACCAGCCAAGACAGGAGUUGAUAUAGCAACACAGAUUCUGGAGGGAGAUCUGUUUGACUUUGAUGUGGAGGCAAGGCCAAUCCUGGAGGUGCUGGUGGGGAAGACGGUGGAGCAGGCGCUGUUGGAGGUCAUGGAGGAGGAGGAGCUUGCCAACCUUCGCAUGCAGCAGCGGGCCUUUGAGGAACUCCGUAAUGCAGAGCUGGUGGAACAACAGCGACUGGAAGAACAGGAGAGGAGGCACAGAGAGGAGAAGGAAAGGCGCAUGAAGCAGCAGAGGGAAGUAUUACGGAAGGAGAAGGAGACUGCAGAGAAGAUUGCUGCACGUGUGUUUGCACAGAGCUACCUCGCAGACCUUGUACCCUCGGUGUUUGGAACACUCUCCGACAAUGGAUACUUCUAUGAUCCUGUAGAGAGAGAUGUGGAGCAAGGAUUCAUGCCAUGGUUGAUGGAGAGAGUGUCAGAACAGCUGGAGAAGUCUGAGCUUGGCAGGAUGGUACUCGAUGGCAUGCUCAGAGAGGUGGUGGUGAAACGCAUGGAUCUGUACAAUCGCCUGGACACAGCCAUGCAGUCCCAGCAGGCCACAGAGGCCCUGAAUGCUGGAUCUGAUGAAGCAGGUAGAGCUGACCAGUCAGCUGCCCCAGCCACAACCACCGAGGGUGAUGCUUUUGACCGCCCUUCAGAGCCUGCCCCGGAACCCAACCAGGAGCCCCCAUCUCAGGACGAGGACACAAAGGAAGGGGGCGAGGAGGGGGGAGAGCAGGAAGAGGAUCAGACCACAGAAGACUAAAAACACCCACAACAUACUCAAUACUAAUCAUGUCUAAUUGCCCUUAAGCAUUAUGUAAAUCAAUUGAUAUAAGUUGACUGGUUAUUUUCGAUUUUUACAUACAUGCCAUCCAUCAACAUAUAUAUUUAUUAUUAUUUUUCAUUAUAAAUUUCACUGUACCAUUGUGAAUGCCUUUCUGUGUGAAUACACAUGUUUGGAAGAAGAAAACAAGAAAUGAGAUGAAGAUUCAAAUUGGUAGUUUACUAAAACAGUGACCAAUUGGGUUCUAAGGAUUUUGAAAUAUUUAUUGUAAAGUUUAAUAGGGUACUAUCUCAUGUUCUGUAAGUUUAAAAAUUUGUUAUAAUUGUUAUAUAUUUACAAUGUGUGAGUUUAUGUUGUAUUAUAAUUUCACCCAACAGGAUCAUUCAUCAGCAUGUCACUGUGUCCCUGUCUUCUAUGUGGGGCAUGCAAGUAUGCUAUUGUACAGAAGUAUGCAAGUCUAGUGUCUGUCAUAAGCUACAUAGCGCAUGUAAAUACCAGUCUGUUCUCUGCCAGCUUAACUUAUGUUGCAUUCCGCUCCUCCCCUGUACCUGUGGCAGACUGGAGGUGAUGUACAGGACUAUAGCAGCGGUAUCGCUCACUCUCUCUAGCACUGGACACUGGACAUUAUGUACAUAUUACCUUUCAAACUUCUUACCGUCACUGAUUCUGAUGAAUAAUAUAUUUUUAUCAAUAAACUUCCAACUUUCUUUGAA